Messenger RNA from Corticium candelabrum, 1135 nucleotides. RefSeq names its product mediator of RNA polymerase II transcription subunit 19-like. NCBI's taxonomy places the organism in Eukaryota, Metazoa, Porifera, Homoscleromorpha, Homosclerophorida, Plakinidae. Gene Ontology annotation, cellular component: mediator complex. The transcript has 8 exons. Gene Ontology annotation, biological process: positive regulation of transcription by RNA polymerase II. Gene Ontology annotation, molecular function: transcription factor binding; transcription coregulator activity. Bases 10 to 945 code for a protein of 311 amino acids. The record is from RefSeq and is a predicted model, not a curated record.
GGAUGUUGGAUGUCUAUGGCGAGACAGGACGGAUUGACAAGCGUUUUAGAACCGUCUCGUCAGUCCGAGGCAUCGCCUGUUUUUCUCCGGGGACCUAAAGAUGUCUUGGAAGUAGACCAAGUGAAGGAGACGUCCAUGGAAGAAACAGACGAGGAGAGAAUUGGAGGAAUAGCAAAACCUGUUGUUGCGCCACUAGUCGACGACGAGGGACCGUUCUGCUUGUUUCGUCCGCUAGUAGAGGGAAAUACCGAGGGGGCGUCGGCUACAACCAGCAGUCCCGCUCAGGGUGACUUACAGCAAUUGUUACACAGUUUCUCCUCUGGCGCCGUUCUGCAAGGGAAGAAAAUGAAAAGCUCACUGAGUUCAUUCCUACCGACUAUACCAGGCGACGUUGAUAAUCCAGGAGUCGGAGACACGAGUUUGUUGACACUUGUUCAUAACCCUCCUAUUGGAGGAAAAGAGCUUGUAAAUCUGUCUCCUCAUCUGCUGCUUGGCUUUCGACUUCGUCCUGGACCUAUUCCUGAGCAAUUUCGAACUGCAUUUCAUGAGAAGCCUAAGAAGAAGAAGCGGAAAAAACCAAAAUUUCCUUCAUUAGAACAACAGAAUAAGACAGAGUCGAGCAUGCUUGCACCUGCAGAUGCCAGAAGGGAUGGUUUGACUGCGCCACCCACAAAUGCAGGAUUGCUAGGGUCAAUAGGAACUACGAAAUCCAUACCUGUUCCUAACAUGGCAUCUGUAUCAUCAGUAUUACCAGUUGCACAAAAUGGAACAGACGUAACACAGCAAGUCACCAAGAAACCAAAGAAGAGAAAACAUGAGGAUGGUGAACGAGACAAGGACAAGAGGAAGAAGAAGAAAGACAAAAAGAAAAAGAAAGAUAAGCAUCAAUCACCUCACCCUGAAGGUAGCGGACACGCGUUUAGAGAUAAUAUGAAAGCAUUAUGACAAGAACAGUUACGUACAUUGAGUCGGUCGUGAUUUAUUAAGCUACAGCAUCCACUGUUACUGAUAUGGACAUUUGAGUGCAGGCAUGAUUUGUACAAUGUACAACAAUAGCUUUAUAUGUGUCCUGGGAUUGUAUUGCGUAGUCAGACACAGAUGGUACUAGUUAAUUUUAAUUAUACAACAGCUCUGA